Messenger RNA from Pisolithus orientalis, 2848 nucleotides. RefSeq lists its product as uncharacterized. Bases 1 to 2628 code for a protein of 875 amino acids. The transcript is spliced from 8 exons. The record is from RefSeq and is a predicted model, not a curated record. NCBI's taxonomy places the organism in Eukaryota, Fungi, Basidiomycota, Agaricomycetes, Boletales, Pisolithaceae.
AUGUACUAUCCAUUUCAGUCCCAAGGGGAAUGGUCUUUAGCCAAGUUUCUUGCAGAAAACCUCACGCAAACUCAGAUCAAAAGAUUUCUCACUUUACCCUGGUUCCAUGAUAAUCCAAGGCCAUCCUUUACUUCUGCAGAAGAGCUGCUUGGAUGGAUGGAUACUCUUCCCUCAGGGCCAAAGUGGCAGAGUACCACUCUAGAAGUCAAGGGUUUCCAAACAACCAAUCCUAUACAGUUGAUUUGGCAUGAUGCAGAGGAGGUUGUAUGGUCCUUGUUUGGAAAUCCUAUCUUUGGUGCCAACAUGAUGUUUGAUCCUAUCCUGGUCAUGACUGCUCUUGGGUGGGAGUAUAGUGAAUGGUUUUCAGCACAUGAAGCCCAUCACAUCCAGGAUUCCCUGCUGGACAGUGCAACAAUUGUACCUAUUCUUGCCACAUUGGAUAAGACCCCUGUGACAAGGAUGACAGGUGGACUAGAAAUGCACCCCCUCUUCAUCAGCAUUGGUAAUAUUCCAGGGCACAUCCACAUGGCAGCCACCUCACAUGCAUGGCGAUGUGUUGCAUUCAUGCCAAUACCAGCAUUUGAUGUCCCCAAGGCAAACCAAAUGAUCCUGCAGAUGCAUGUUUGGCACAAAUGUGUCAAUAUCAUUACCACAGGCCUGAAACGCUCUGCAGACACUGGAUCCAUGAUGCCAGACCCUCAUGGACACCUGCAGCAUUGUUUCAUGCCAUUAGUGGUGUGGACUGCUGACCUCCCUGAACAACUAAUGAUUGCAUGCAUCUCCAAGAGUGCAUCUCCUGUUACAGAAGCAACCCACAAGCAAUUUGGUGAUGUUCAUCACCAAUCAUCUCGUACCAGCGGUCUCACUCUCCAGCACAUUGAACAAGUCACUCAGAAUGUUCACCCAUGGGAUAAUAUGAACAGUUUUCAAAGACAGGUGAAGAUGCUACAAUUAAAUGUCUUACUUGGUGAUGAACUCAAUGUGCAAUUCAAGUGUCACCACAAAUGUAUUGCAGUAAGGCACUCUGCAAGUGGUGUUUCACAUGUCAAGCAAAUGAUGGGCAGAGAACACUGCAACAUCCAGCACACCAUCAUUCUCAUGAUAGCUGGUUGUGUACCUCCACAGUUCCUCUGUGCUGUACAUGCUCUUAUCAGCUUCAUAUACCAAGCACAGAGUCCCAUGCAUAUGGACAGUUCUGUGGAGGCAAUGGAAUUGUCAUUGCAUGAAUUCCACACCCACAAGAAUGCCAUUAUCGAGGUGAGAGCUAGAAUGACAAAAUCAGGUGGUGCAAAAGAUGACUUCCUCAUCCCAAAGUUGGAGCUUUUUCACAAUUCUGCAGAGGUGAUUCAUAACAGCGGUGGGCUCAUACAAUAUACUGCAGAUGUCAGCAAGUGCCUUCUUAUCACUCACUGCAAGCACCCAUUCCAACAUACUAACAAAGGCAAAGACUUCAUGGACCAAGUCAUUCAAUUGCUCAAUUGUGAAGAGUCUAUGUGGCAGUUUGACAUGUAUUCAUUGAUACACUCAAGUGAUAUACCCCUCAUCAAUGCUGUUUCCAUGGAAGAGGAAGAAAUUGCCACAGCAAAUCCAAUGCUUGCAUGGGUAGAACGUGUCCUGCCUGAACAGCAGUGGCAACUCCAAGGUCCCCACCCAAUCUACAAUUACUUUGCUAAUGGCAUCCUUGCCAAUCAUGCUCAAACCGCCCUCCACAUCACGUCACAUCCAGAUGAGACUAACUUGUCACUGAACAACAUCAUGGAACAAUAUAGCCUCCCUGACUUUCAAGACCAUUAUCUAGAAUUUCUUCAAUUGCAUUCCCUUGACAUCCACUUUGACUCAUGCACCUUCAACCAUAUUGCUGUGUGGCAUAAACUCCAUGUUCAACUGUAUUCCACAUUCUGCACUUCUACAAUUCUCCUGUGUCAAGUUGUUCAAGCACUGCAUACCUCCCCAGAUUUCCUGCAUGGGUGUUGUGACAUUGUUUUAAUCAGCCCCCUGAAUGAUGCCAGUUAUGUGGCACAAGUUCACAUCAUUUUCCAGCCUUGUGCAUGUCCAUGCUCCAAGGUGGAAGCCCCUCCACAUCUCAACAAUCCCCUUGUUUAUCUGCAGCCUUUCCAUGUCAUUGCCACCCCAGAGCAGCAACCAGAGCUGCAGAUGUGGACACUGGAAAGGUGCUUUUCCAACAUGGAAGGCAAACAGAAACGAGAGGGCCAUGUCAUUCCCAUUACUUGGAUUUCACAUGCAUUAGAGCUCAUCCCUGUAUUUGGCAGUGAAAAAGCGCCAUCCACUGUAUCUUCCACAACAUCACAAGAGCUUUAUAACUGUUUUUUUCUCAACCACUUUGCAGAUAAGGAGGUUUUCAAUACAUUCCAUGGAGUGGGGGUUCAGUUUGUUAGUGGUUCUGAUGGGGAAGCAUCUGAACACGGACAUUCGACCAAUCGGAUGCAUUUCUCACAUGGAACACACACGCCUCGGACUCGACAGCUAUUUAUUCAAGCACGCAAGGAGUGUAGGCGCGAAAAGAGUCUAGGACACCUCGGUCAAGUUCUAGCUGGCGUAACGUCUGCGAUCUCCUCAGACGUAAAUUGUGAUGGAGCAGACAUAUUCUGGGCGCGUGCGGAGGGUUGAUGCAUUGGGAAAUCGCUAGUUUAUGUUCGAAGAGCUCGCAGUCCUCGACGCCCAAAUUAUGCCUCAAAACAUUGAGGAAUCGCCGCUCCAACUCCUCGAUUUCCUCUGGGCAGAGAAACUGGUUCACCUCUGUUCAAUAGCGACUGUCAAGCGAAUUCGGGUCCCCAGACGCUAUGAAAGGGAAACAUCGAUCAGGUCGGGCUAAGAUAUGAAAGUUGGG